Eutrema salsugineum is the source of this 1377-nucleotide messenger RNA. RefSeq names its product ATP-dependent DNA helicase PIF1-like. The record is from RefSeq and is a predicted model, not a curated record. Gene Ontology annotation, molecular function: DNA helicase activity. NCBI's taxonomy places the organism in Eukaryota, Viridiplantae, Streptophyta, Magnoliopsida, Brassicales, Brassicaceae. Gene Ontology annotation, biological process: telomere maintenance; DNA repair. Bases 1 to 1377 code for a protein of 458 amino acids. The transcript is spliced from 3 exons.
AUGUAUCUUAUAGAAAGCAGAGGACGUUCCCUAAAGAAAUGGAACUGUAUGCCAAAACCAGAUAAUUUCAUGGAGUAUAACGGCAACCGAUUGAUUCAUGAUGAACUCAAUUACAAUGCUGAGGAGCAAAGAAAAGAGAAUGAGAGACUUUUAGCCAUGAUAAAAGAUGAGCAGAAAGGUGUUUAUGAAGAGAUUUUGGAUGCUGUUAUGAACUACAAAGGUGGUGUUUUCUUUGUAUAUAGUUUUGGAGGUACUGGUAAAACAUUUCUUUGGAGUUGCCUUUCAAUCGCUAUUCGAUCUAGAGGUAAGAUAGUAAUCAACACUGCAUCGAGUGGAAUUGCUGCUCUGUUGUUAGAAGGUGGUAGAACAGCACAUUCGAGGUUUGGAAUCCCAAUAAAUCCAGAUGAUUUUACACAAUGCAAUAUGCCUCCUGGAUCAGAUCUUGCCAAUUUGAUGAAAAGGGCUGGCCUUAUUGUUUGGGAAGAGGCUCCGAUGAUGAGCAAGUAUUGUUUCGAAAACUUAGAUAGAAGUCUAAAUGAUAUCAUCAGAUUACCUGUGAGAAAACCAUUUGGUGGGAAGGUGGUUGUUUUUGGAGCUGUUGGUGAUGGUAAAGUCAAUACUCCAAAUAAUGGUGUUGUGGAUAUUGACAUUCCAGAAGAUUUAUUGAUCAAAGAUUGUGGCGAUCCAACGAAAACUAUAGUUAAAGAAGUGUAUAGAAACUUAAUAAGUAGUCAACAUGCUGAAGACUUUUAUCAACAUCGUGCUAUUUUGAGUCCUACAAACGAAGAUGUUGAUCAAAUUAACGAUUAUAUGUUGUCAUUGCUGCCAUGUGAAUUACAUACCUACCUGAGCGCUGACAGCAUUGCACCCAGCGACAAAGACCCAUCUAAUAAGGUAACAUAUCCUACAGAGUUUUUGAAUGGAAUCAAAGUUUAUGGAUUGCCCAAACAUUGUUUGAAACUUAAGAUAGGUGCACCAGUUAUGUGUUUGCGUAACAUUGAUCCUAAGGGAGGUCUAUGUAACGGCACUAGGUUGAUUCCUACACAUUUAGCUCGCCAUGUUAUAGAGGGUAGAAUCAUAACAGGAACCGAUAAGGUUGGAGAUAAGGUUCUCAUUCCUAGAAUGUUUGUUACACCUCCGGAAACGAGUUUUCCUUUUAGAAUGCGUCGAAGACAAUUUCUUGUGACAUUGGCUUUUGCAAUCAACAAAAGUCAAGGUCAAUCCCUUCAAAAUGUUGGUUUAUUCCUACCUAGACCAGUAUUCUCACAUGGACAGCUAUAUGUUGCAUUAUCAAGGGUGAAGUCUAGGUCUGAUUUGAAGAUUUUGAUUGCUGAUAAGAGUGAUAACGUGCAGAAGAAGAUAAAUAAUGUUGUGUAA